AUGGCGCCCAAAAUCGCUACCAUUGACGCCUCUGAGCCCUUGGACAAGAUCCUAGACGCUAUUGCGCGAGACGGUGGUGUAAUUGUAUCCAACUUCCUCGAACCCGAGCUCUUGAAUGAUUCAAUGCGUGCAAUCGAACCAUUCUUCUCUGGUGGAAAGAUGUAUGAUCCCAAGUCCGCGCAGAAGGACCUUGGGGAUGACUUCUUCCCAGAGGGUUCACAGCGUGCCUAUGGCCUCCUGGCCAAGAUGCCAGAGCAAAUCAUCAAGAUCAUCCGUCUGGAUGUCUGGCAGGGCGUCAUGGCUCGUUUCUUAAAGUAA
Fusarium odoratissimum NRRL 54006 is the source of this 318-nucleotide messenger RNA. RefSeq lists its product as uncharacterized. The record is from RefSeq and is a predicted model, not a curated record. The transcript is spliced from 3 exons. The coding region runs from base 1 to 318 and encodes 105 amino acids. NCBI's taxonomy places the organism in Eukaryota, Fungi, Ascomycota, Sordariomycetes, Hypocreales, Nectriaceae.